Paracoccidioides lutzii Pb01 is the source of this 294-nucleotide messenger RNA. RefSeq lists its product as hypothetical. The record is from RefSeq and is a predicted model, not a curated record. The transcript is spliced from 2 exons. The coding region runs from base 1 to 294 and encodes 97 amino acids.
AUGUCAAUCCUCUCUCCCAAAGCAAGACGAAUCAUCCUCACCGCCGGCGUAACAAUAUGCACGAUUACUGGCUCUCUCUACGGUGCGGGAUUGAAGAUGAAUCAGGAUGCGAAGAAAGAGAUCGAAAGACAACUGUCUGCCACACCUGCUGAGAAAAUCCAAGCCCUCCAAUCUGCCAGAGAGAAACUCGUUAUUCGUCGAUCCUCCUUGGAGAAGCAAAUCAGAGAUUUGCAGGCGAGGCAGGAGAGUAGGCGCAGGAGCGAGAGCAUUGGGAGUAGUGGGAAGGGGGGUUGA